Messenger RNA from Fopius arisanus, 2267 nucleotides. RefSeq names its product anastral spindle 2 (gene ana2). The coding region runs from base 113 to 2149 and encodes 678 amino acids. The record is from RefSeq and is a predicted model, not a curated record. NCBI's taxonomy places the organism in Eukaryota, Metazoa, Arthropoda, Insecta, Hymenoptera, Braconidae. The transcript has 2 exons.
CUGGUGCAAUUGUUGGCGGUUGAUUCAGGUCUGUCACAAAUACAACAGUUGUUUUACAAUUAUUUAGAUAAAAUUGUUCAGAUGAAGUAGUUUGAAUCCCCGGAGUUCCAGAAUGGCGAACAGGAAUUGCAACAUCAGUGGGGAAAUCGAGCCGAGAGUUCCUCGACAUCCAACAGCAGCACUGACUGAGGUCCUGCCAACAGUGCCGGAGGUGUCAUUGGCCUUCGACAGCCCUCAACAACGAAUUUAUUACCCAAACGAGUCGAGACCCUCCACUGUGCCAACAUCCUACGCCAAAUGGAAGCAACAAGUACCCCAGAAAUCCAUCGACCCUGGGGUCAUGCAGAAAGUAUCACGAAGCCUCCCGUCAUCACUAGCCCCUAGAAAACAUAACACAGCCCUGGGAGUAAUUGAAAAACCCCGAAAUCCCGUAACCAACGUCUUCACAAAGGACUCUCGCCUGAAGUUCUAUCAAAAAAUAAAUCCAGAGUCUUCCCAAGCGAACCCAAAAAUCCUCCCCACGAGCAAUCCCUCGAAUUCCAUGAAAUCAUCAUCGAGAAGAUCUCAGAUGCUCCUCCCAGUGGCUCCUAAACCUCAGGAGUCCUCAGACCUCGAAAAAGUCGAAGUCUCAAGCCCUCCGAGACGAGAGAAAACCACCUGCGACUGUCACUCCCAUCAGUCUGAAAACACGGAGAUAAUUAAUAAAUUAUUGUCCCUGGUCCAAAGUCAAAAUGCUCAGAUACAGAUGCUCCAGGGACAGGUGGAAACUCUUCUGUCAAUGAGGACUGAAAGACCCAGGGAAUUGAAUGACUACCAGAGGCUUCCUCUGCCUGUUCACAACGCCUCCACUAAUCCAAUUGAUCCAGGUCUUCAGAAUCCACGUCUUCAGUACUCAAAGAGCUCUCGAGAUGUCCAGGAACUUGAAGAGAAACAGAGGGACGAUAGCUGUAAACAGUUAAUAAAGGAGAAGAAGGUAUCGAUUGGAGUCAUGACGAGUUUCGAGUUGACUGUUCAAGAUUCAGUUGUUUAUAAUGUCGAUGCGCCAGCAGUCACUGAUUAUCAAGAUAAAUCUUCCCAUCCAGUGGGAAUAAAAAAUCUGAAUUCUAGAGCAACUGCUCCUAUAGGAAAAGUACCCACUGGCCCCCUGGAGCAGAUUAUCGAGGAUUCAGAGAGCCAUUUGUCGUCCACUGUUCAAGCUAGCAACAAUUUUAACACUUACUCCUCGGCGAGGAAAUCAUUACAGGGAAAUCCUCAGGGAGAUUCGCUGACCUAUGCAGAAUUGCCACAAGUUAAUCCCCAAAUGAAUCCUCAAAUAAAUCCACAAGUUCCAGCUCUGCCUCAAAACCAGAUUCAUCAUCUGACAGAUCGACCUCCAGAAUCUCUGAAACUAACACCCAGAUUUUCCAGCGGAGAAAAUCGUUCACCGAAUCCAGAGAAAUAUUCUCCAGCAGGUCGAGCUGUUGCUCCAUCGAAUCCUCGGGGAGAUCCAGCUCCUGGAGACGUGGAACCUGUUAAAAAAACUCCACAAGUUGGUUGGACUCUGUAUGAUAAUGUCAUGUGUCAGGUGAAUGAAAUUCUGCACAAUACUCAAGAGGAGGAAAAAAAAGAGAUGGUUCAGGAGGCGAAUGGAUCGAAAAUCGUGCUGAAUGGAAUACAGCAGUCGACUCUGGAGAAGCUGAGGCUCUUUGGAUUCACAUUCGCUGAUACGUCUGGAUGCUCCGAGGGAAAAUCUCUCGUCGAUGGCAGGAGGAUGAAUCCUAUUCCUAUUGACGCCUCGUAUUAUCCUCGACUGGAUUAUCAGGCAAAUGUCAUUCAGACCUCAGGAUCUGCCAGUGACACCAGUUUGCACAUGAAGGCACUUGCUAUGAAGUAUUUAGGGAGCAAACAGCUACCAAAUGUUUCUAGUCAUCAAAGGGGGAUGGAAUUGUUCACUAGUGUUGUACUGAGUAAUAUACAGAAUAACAUUCCUGGAACUUCCAUCUCUGAAGUUCCUAAAAUGGAUAGUCCACGAUUCCAGGCGUCACCGAAGGCUUUAGAUUAUCAACGGGACAAUUAUUUAAUCCACUCAAAGCAAAGUCCACACACUCCGCAUAGUCCACACAAUAUAUUGGAUAUAUCCAGUCUCAAACGUCAACCCAAAUUAUUAUAGCACGAUUAUUUAUCAUUUUUUAUUUUAAUUUCAUUAAGAAUUGUGGAUUAUUAUUUAUUACGUAUUCAGUAAUUGUGAAGAUAAAGUCUAAAUAAACGAAUUUUCUAUUUCUUUUAAA